GCAUAGCAGGGAGAAACGAGGGCAUUAAGCCCGAUAGUUUGUAUGCUAGAGGAUUUUGGAAAGCAUUCUGUUGUGUGUUACUUUACAUAAAUACCUUAACUUGAAGUGGUGCUUUUCCAAAUAAUGUACAGCAGAAGCAGGAGAAACGAACGGCUGCCGAUCAUUUUAACUGUGGAUGUUUCAUGGGUGUUGACACAAAACUAGCAACCAUGGAUUACUAACUCGGAAUGGCUACCAGUUCCAGCGUCUUUACUUUGCACAGGUCUGUGUAAUGUAACUCGUCUCAGAAAACUGUCGGCUGAAACAAGCACAGACUGGCCAGUUUGGACGUCACGGAAAGAGAAUUGUAAUUCAAGCAUUUGAAGAGGUCAGAUUUUUGAGAGGACUCUUCAGUGUCUGAAGCGUGUGAGGCUAAUCUACUCUCCAUCGAUGUGAAGCGAAGUACAGCUGAAGAUAUCUCUUGGUUCAGGUGAUUACCUGCGCCAGUAUUACAGCUGCAUGAGACAGGAGUCCUUUGUGCCUAAUGAUGCACCCGCCUGUGUGCAUAUUUUAAAAACCCUCAAGCAUCCAGUGAUAAUUUAUUGCCAAAAGUGGACCUCACCAAUCAAAAUGACGACUUUCCGAAGGUUUUUAAGGAAGCGUUUAUUUCCCUGGAAACUGGUAGUAGUCGCCCUCAUUUUCAUUACUUUUGUGUUUCUCAUACAACGGGAAGUUGUUGGUCGAGAUCUGCAGGAAGAGCCGUGGCUCAAAGACAUUGUAGAUAAGAGGGAUGCUGUUUUAGGAAUGGUGAUGGGGGCAGUCAACAAUUUCAGGGAUGCAAUGCCAAAAAUGCAAAUUCAAGCACCUGUCCGACAGCAUGACACUGCUGACAGCAAGCCGUGUUUGAAUGGAUAUUACACAGCAGCAGAGCUGAAGCCUCACCUGGAGAGGCCAUCUCAAGACCCCACUGCUCCAGGGGCCUCCGGGAAAGCUUUUCCAACUGACAAACUGAGCCCAGAAGAACAGCAGCAAAAGGAGAAAGGGGAGGCCAAACAUUGCUUUAAUCUGUUUGCAAGUGAUAAGAUUUCACUUAGUAGAGACCUUGGACCCGACACGAGACCUCCAGAAUGCAUUGAACAGAAAGUCAAACGCUGUCCGCCUCUUCCAACUACGAGUAUAAUUAUCGUGUUCCACAAUGAAGCAUGGAGCACAUUGCUGAGAACAGUGUACAGCGUGCUGCAUACGUCUCCUGCCAUCUUUCUGAAAGAGAUCAUACUGGUGGAUGAUGCAAGUGUUGAUGAUUACUUGAAGGAGCAGUUGGAUGAUUAUGUAAAGCAACUCCACAUAGUUAAAGUAGUCCGGCAAAAGGAAAGAAAGGGACUUAUUACUGCCAGGCUACUGGGGGCAGCGGUGGCCACAGGGGAAGUCCUCACCUUCCUAGAUGCACAUUGUGAAUGUUUCCAUGGCUGGUUGGAGCCUCUUCUGGCGCGGGUAGCAGAGAACUACACUGUAGUGGUAAGCCCAGACAUUACAACAAUCGACCUCAAUACCUUUGAGUUUAUGAAACCGUCUCCCUAUGGGCAAAACCAUAACCGAGGCAACUUUGACUGGGGUUUAUCCUUUGGAUGGGAAAGCCUUCCUGACCACGAGAAAAAAAGAAGAAAAGAUGAAACGUACCCAAUCAAGACACCAACAUUUGCUGGGGGGCUUUUCUCAAUCUCCAAAGAGUAUUUUUAUUACAUUGGAAGUUACGAUGAAAAAAUGGAAAUUUGGGGAGGCGAGAAUAUUGAAAUGUCUUUUCGCGUGUGGCAGUGUGGUGGGCAGUUGGAGAUCAUUCCAUGCUCUGUGGUGGGUCAUGUUUUCCGCACCAAAAGCCCACAUACAUUCCCUAAAGGCACUCAGGUUAUUGUACGGAAUGAAGUUCGCCUAGCUGAAGUCUGGAUGGAUGAUUAUAAAGAAAUAUUCUACCGGAGAAACCAGCAAGCAGCCCAGAUGGCAAAAGAAGAAUCUUUUGGGGACAUAUCCCAAAGGUUGAAACUCAGACAAAAACUGAAGUGCAAAAACUUCUCGUGGUAUUUGAAGAACGUGUAUCCUGAAGGGUUUCUGCCGGAUUUGACCCCUGUUCGCUUUGGCGCUGUGAAAAAUAUGGGUAAGGAGUCCUGUCUAGAUGCUGGGGAGAACAAUGAAGGUGGCAAACAACUGAUACUAUACCCAUGCCAUGGGCUUGGAGGAAAUCAGUACUUUGAAUACUCUACACACCAUGAAAUUCGUCACAACAUCCAAAAGGAAUUGUGUUUGCAUACUACUGAGGAAGUUGUUACACUGGAAGAAUGUCAGUUCAAAGGUCAAAAUACACAUGUUGCAGUAGAAGAAAAGUGGGAGCUAAGAGAGGACCAUCUAAUUGUAAAUCCUGCAUCAAAUAUGUGCCUUACUGCAAAAGAAGAGAACCCAAGCCCGGAGCCCUGCAACCCUGCUGAUAGAUUCCAGCACUGGACCUUUACUUGAGGCUCAGCCCAGGCAUAUCUGUAGUUUCUUAUAGUUGGUAGAUGUUUCUAUGUUUUGAUUUGAGAUCACAACGUGAUGCAUUUGCACUUGGGAGAAAGAAAUGCAGUGUCUGUAUUCUAAAAACAGUUGGGUAUUUUGAUGUUUGUAUGGAACUUUGUUUUUUUACAAUGCUAAAUAUAAAGUACCAAAGAACUUUGUCAAAUGUCAAUAUUUGUCAUUUUGUAUUUGAUAAAUAUAAAUACAGUAGUAGAGGCUCUGGACUACACAAGGUAAUAACUAUGUACUGUUGUAUUCAGACAGUCAUAUUUUUUUUUUUUUACAUAAUUUUAAAUCAGUAACUUUAAACUACUGCAUUUAUCAUUCCUGUGUUUCCUCCAAAUAAUAAAAAAAAAAAUCAUGACAACUUCA
Molecule: messenger RNA, 2892 nt
Organism: Polyodon spathula (Mississippi paddlefish)
Lineage: Eukaryota; Metazoa; Chordata; Actinopteri; Acipenseriformes; Polyodontidae
Product: polypeptide N-acetylgalactosaminyltransferase 3-like
Exons: 12
Coding region: 499-2484 (661 amino acids)
Cellular component (GO): Golgi apparatus
Source: RefSeq, a predicted model, not a curated record